This is a messenger RNA of Acanthosepion pharaonis, 618 nucleotides long. Lineage: Eukaryota; Metazoa; Mollusca; Cephalopoda; Sepiida; Sepiidae. The record is from the annotation of a GenBank genome assembly.
AUGUCUCUUUUUCACUCGCCUCUCCCCAUACAUCUAUCUUUGUUCAUUAUCUAUCUAUCUAUCUAUCUAUCUAUCUAUCUAUCUAUCUAUCUAUCUAACAUAUCCCUUUUUUACUUUCUAGUUGUCACUCUUAAUGUAAUCUAUCUAUCUAUCUAUCUAUCUAUCUAUCUAUCUAUCUAUCUAUCUAUCUAUCUAUUACUUGAUAUAUUCCUCCAUCUUUCUGUCUUCCUCGCUAAUGAUUUUCUUUAUUUUCCUUUUUUUUUCUCCUUAAUCUUUCAUUUUUUUCCUUUCUUUUAUUCUAUUUUUCUUUCUCUCUCUUUCUUUAUUUCUCAAUUGUUUAACGCUUUUUCUCUUCUCUUUGUUUCUUUGCAUGUUUCUUACUGUUUCUUUUCAUUUCUUUUCCUUCUUUAUUUCUUUCUUGAGUUAUCUGUCUUCCGUUUGUUUUCAUUUCUUCUGAUAAUUUUAACUUCUUCCUCUUUACUCUUUCUUUUUUCUUGCAUUCUUUUUCUUUCUUUCUUUCUUUAUUUCUUUUUUCUUUCUACACUUUCCUUCAUUCGUUCUUCUCUGUCCUUCUUUCUUUCUUCGCUUUUUUUCUUUCUUUCCUUCUGUGGUGGGUAG